UACGUUCCCAAAGAUGACAGCUUUCACGCCACCAAAAAAGCCUGCUAUCAGGUCAGCUCCGGUGUGAUCGCCAUAUUCGGUCCACAGGAGGACAAGUUGGGCGCUCACGUCCAGUCCCUGUGCGACGCCCUCGACAUACCGCACAUCGAGUCCAGAGAGCAUAACAUUCCCAUUAAUAACGCCAAAGAGUUCUCCAUUAACUUACAUCCCGGCGCGUAUGCCAUCUCACAAUCGCUCAGACUUUUGGUCAAAUUUCUCAAUUGGACACAAGUGGCCGUCAUCUACGAGGACGACAUCUCAUUGAUAAGUUUACAAGAAUUGGUUCGUUUGCCGCUCCAGAAGAAUGUACAGUUUAUAUAUAGAAAAAGUAGCAAGGAGAACUUUCGGGAAACCCUACGUGAUCUCAAAAUGAGAAAUAUUUACUCCAUUAUUGUGGACACAAAACCCGAAAGCCUUCCCCUAUUAUUAACGGCCGAUUUGGAAACUUUCAAUUUGGAGGACUUUAAGUACAACUAUGUGAAUAUGACUGCCUUCCGAUUAGUCGAUUCCGACAAUCCAUUAGUUAGACAUACGCUCAGAGAUAUCGAGCGUUUCCAACCGAUCGGCAAUAAUAUACUCAACAAAAGUAAUGUCAUUCAGGCCGGUCCGGCGCUGAUGUAUGACGCGGUGUACGCUCUGACCCGAGGUUUGCAUUCAUUGCAACAAAACUCUCCAUUUCUGUUGAGAUUCCCGAACAACGCUUCGUGUGAUUCAGAGAUUUCAUGGACUGACGGCUCAUCUCUUUUUAAUUAUAUCGAUUCCUGUUAUAGCGUUAGUAAUCCUUAUGGAGAGCAACACAACAGCUCUGAUGAGGAUUAG
Messenger RNA from Medioppia subpectinata, 858 nucleotides. The record is from the annotation of a GenBank genome assembly. NCBI's taxonomy places the organism in Eukaryota, Metazoa, Arthropoda, Arachnida, Sarcoptiformes, Oppiidae.